AUGGACUUCAGGGGAUUUAAUAAAUUUAGAAAACAUUUAAAUCGAGAUCAUUCUAUAGUUUAUAAUAAUUCCAAUUCAAAACCUGGUAUAAGUACAAAUUUGCCUAAAACUCAAGUACCAGAAAACUCUGAAGUUCAUAAUCCUUCCAUAAAUAACAUUAUCUUAGAUCCUAAUACUUCAGAUAUUGAUAAAACAUAUGAAAAUAAAAUAGAUGAAGAUUUUAAAAAUACAAUAUUACAAAGUGUAAUGAGAUUUGUGGUUGAUUUGCAAUCAAAACCAAAUGUAACUAGGUCUCUGUUGCAAAAGAUAGUUACUGACACAGAUGAUUUAAUUACUAAUGGAAUAAUAAAUAAACUAAAAAUUAAAUUAGAGCCACUUUUAAAGUCUUGUGAUCCUGUUCAAAAACACGAAAUAGAUAAAUUGUUUGAAGUUUUAGAAAAUCCAUUUUCUAAAUUGAAUACUGACCAUUUAAGAAUGAAAUAUUUAGAGGAUAACAAUUUAUUUUUUAAACCUCAAACAAUAAAUGUAGGUUAUUGCAAAGAAAAAAAAUGUGUAAAUGGAGUUGAAAAAUUGUUAAUGGUUCCAGUAGAAGGUCACUUAUUAUCCUUAAAAAAAAAUUUAAAAUCUUUUUUUGAACUCCCCGGAGUAUUAAAAACUGCUCAACAGUUUUUAAAUAACCAUACUAACCCAAGUGUACUUUCUUCUUUUAUAGAUGGUUCUACUUGGAUAAAUAUGAAAUCAAAAUUUUCUGAUAAAACAGUUUUUCCUAUUUUUUUAUAUUAUGACGAUGCAGAAAUGGGAAAUCCUUUAGGUUCCCAUUCAGGAAUCCAUAAAAUUGGAUGUAUUUAUUACACUAUUCCCGCAUUCCCCCCUGAGUACUUAUCUUCAUUGGACAAUGUUUUUGUUGCAUUUUUAUUCCACUCUUCUGAUCGUAGUCGCCAUAAAAUUUCUAAUAAGAAAAUGUUUAGAGCAUUGAUAAAAGAAUUAAUUGAAAUUCAAGAAUACGGAAUUCAGUUAUCUAAUAACAUAACUAUUUACUUUGCAUUGGGCUUAGUACUAGGGGAUAACUUGGGACUGAACUCAAUAUUAGGUUUUGUUGAAAGCUUUUCAGCUAAUCACUAUUGUAGGAUUUGUCGCUCUCCAAAAUCAGAUCUCAAAAAUUUUAUUUGUGAGUCAAAAUUACUCAGAAAUAAAAUAAAUUAUGAAAGCGAUUUAAUACAAGCUAAUGUUUCUGUAACUGGAUUGAAUGAACGUUGUAUUUUUAAUGAUGUACCAAAUUUUCAUGUAACUGAAAACAUUGUAUGUGAUUUUAUGCAUGACGUUCCCGAAGGUGUAGCACGAUAUGAUAUGGCUGUAAUUAUAAAUAACUUAAUUAAAAAUAAUUUUUUUAGCAUCGAUGACUUAAAUAGUCGUAUAGAAUUAUUUGAUUAUGGCGUAUUGGAAAGUAAAAACAGGCCACCUUGUAUUACCCUGGGAAAUUUGAAAAAUGGUAUGAUUAUCAUGUCUGCAGCAGAAAUGUUAUGUUUCGUACGAUACUUUGGCCUUAUUAUUGGUGAGCUGGUCCCUUUAAAAUGUGAUGUAUGGAACCUUUAUCUUACUUUAAGAAAAAUUAUUGAUUUGUGUUGUGCCAGAAACGUUCAAAAAGAAUGUGCUGUUCAACUAGACAACUUAGUUGCUGAACAUAAUCGACUAUACUUAUUGCACUCUCAGUCUAAAUUAAAGCCAAAAUUUCAUGUUUUAACACAUUAUGGUCGUCUUUUACUGAAAAAUGGGCCAAUUAUUUUGACUUCAUCUAUUCGUUUUGAAGCAAAGCAUAAAAUUUUAAAAUCAAUUUCCAAUUCUGUGCCAUGUAGAAUUAAUCUUGGUCAUACCUUAGCAUAUAAAAUUCAAUUACAAAUGGCAAGCCGAUUACUUAAACAAGAGGGUUUAAGAGCUGAUUUGGAAAUUGGCCCAGGACAAAGUUUUCUAUCUGCAGUUCAAUUUACCCAUUUGUUUCACCAGGCAAUGCCUGAUGAAUUAAAAAAUAUUUCUCUUCUUGUAUCUUGGUGUAAGUACAAAGGAAUAUUUUAUAAGCCUGGUGUGGUUUUGACUUUAGAGGUGAAUUUAGAUGGUUGUUUAUUUGGUAAAGUUGAGAAAAUACUUAUUGGAAAAUCAAUGAUUCCCUACUUUAUAGUUAAACCAUUAUAUUCUGUAGGUUUUAAUGAUCACUUUUAUGCUCACGAAGUAGAAGACAAUACUAAUACCUAUGAUCUAAUUGGAUACUAUGUUAAUCAAAUACCUGAUUCAACCCCAUCGGUUACCCGGGUUUUAGGUGAUGGUAGUCUUUAUGUAACCAUAAGAUAUGCUUUAUAA
Molecule: messenger RNA, 2352 nt
Organism: Macrosiphum euphorbiae (potato aphid)
Lineage: Eukaryota; Metazoa; Arthropoda; Insecta; Hemiptera; Aphididae
Source: the annotation of a GenBank genome assembly